Phragmites australis (common reed) is the source of this 3952-nucleotide messenger RNA. Its product is annotated as probable ATP-dependent DNA helicase CHR719. Gene Ontology annotation, molecular function: ATP binding; histone binding; ATP-dependent chromatin remodeler activity. Lineage: Eukaryota; Viridiplantae; Streptophyta; Magnoliopsida; Poales; Poaceae. Gene Ontology annotation, cellular component: nucleus. The coding region runs from base 207 to 3647 and encodes 1146 amino acids. The record is from RefSeq and is a predicted model, not a curated record. The transcript has 11 exons. Gene Ontology annotation, biological process: positive regulation of transcription by RNA polymerase II.
UUCCCCAAAUUUCCCCGACCAUAGCCCAGGCAGCCGCGUCGCCCGCCUCCCCCGAUCGAAGCUUCGGCUUCCCGGACACAGGCACUCGAAAGCCAGCGGAGGAAACAAUCGACCGUUGCCGCGCGCCGAUUUGAACGGUUCGCCGCCUCGCCCGAGCCGACGCUGUCCCGCCUCGCGGAGGAGGCGAGGCGAAAGCCUAGAUAGCGAUGGCGGCGUCCGUGGACGCUGCUGCGGCGGCGCUUGCCCCACCCGCGGCCGCCGCGGAGGAGGCCGGCGACGCGGUGGAGCGGGCCAGGACGCUCGUCGCCGCGCUUAACCUGCUCUCGCGCAACCUCCCGCUGCCCCCCGCCGUCCUGCGGGCUGUGUCGUCCAUCUACCACGACGGCGGUGCCGGCGGCGAGGAGGAGGAGGAGGAGGAGGAGGAGGAGGCGGAGAAGGAAGAGGGAGAGGAGAUGGCUGUCCCGGAUGGGGGAGGCGAGAGAGACGCCGCCGCCGACGGUGCGGCUGAGGGGGCCACCUUGAUUGAAGAGCUUGAAGAUGCAAUAUUUAAGAAUCAAAGAACGCCCAUAUCCUACUCAGAAUUGGCCGCUCUAAAAGAAGGACGAUUCAAUGCAUCCAUCCAGCAUCGGCUAGCUGAACUCGAAGGGUUACCUUCUACUAGGGGUGAAGACAUGCAAAUGAAGUGUUUGCUUGAACUUUAUGGACUAAAGUUGUUAGAUUUACAGAAGAAAGUGCGGUCCGAUAUCAGUGCAGAAUAUUGGCUACACAAGAAAUGUGCAUAUCCCGAGAGACAAUUGUUCGAUUGGGGGAUGAUGCGGAUACGAUAUCCUUUUACCAUGUAUGGGAUUGGAGAUAGUUUUUUAAUGGACGCCGACGAUGUUCACCGCAAAAAGAGAUUCACAGAGAGGAUCUCAAGACUUGAAGAGGAGGAAAAGAACCAGGCGGAUAUGAGGAAGAGGAAGUUCUUUACCGAAAUUCUCAAUGCAUAUAGGGAACAUCAGGUGCAAUUAGGAACUACACACAAACAAAGAAAGCAGCGGAAUGAUGGAGUUCUGGCAUGGCAUGUUCGGGCACGUCAACGUAUCUCACGGCUUGAGAAAACUAGAUUGGUAGCACUGAAAAAUGGUGAUCAAGAAGCGUAUAUGAGGAUGGUCGAGGAGAGCAAGAAUGAACGCCUGAAAAUGCUCCUUGACAAAACAAAUGAGCUUCUUGAAGGAAUUGGGAAAGCUGUACAGCGACAAAAAGAUGCUGAGCAUGUUAACCAGCCUGAAGGGUUUGAAGUGCCAAAAGGGUCAGAAUCUGAGGAUGGUUCUCAAAUCUCCGGCAUCAAGAGUGAAUCACCUGGGGAAUCUCCUUCAGAUGACGAUGCAGAUCCUCCUGGUUCUGCCAAUGAAAGUAAAUUUAAUGCAGGGCGUAGACUUGAUUCUACUGUCCACUCCAUUGAAGAGAAGGUAACAGAACAGCCAUCAGCUCUUGAAGGUGGGGAAUUAAGACCAUAUCAAUUAGAGGGUCUCCAAUGGAUGCUCUCUUUAUUCAACAACAAUUUGAAUGGCAUUCUGGCUGAUGAAAUGGGUUUGGGGAAAACAAUUCAAACCAUAGCUUUGAUCGCUUAUCUGUUGGAAAAGAAGGAGGUUGCUGGGCCACACUUAAUAAUUGCUCCAAAAGCAGUAUUACCAAAUUGGGCUAAUGAAUUCAAAACUUGGGCUCCCAGCAUUGGGACAAUUCUGUAUGAUGGUCGUCCAGAUGAGAGGAAGACUCUAAGGGAAGCAAAUUUUGAAGGCGUACAAUUUAAUGUUUUGCUCACGCAUUAUGACUUAAUACUGAAAGAUAAGAAGUUCCUAAAGAAGGUUCACUGGCAUUAUUUGAUAGUUGAUGAAGGACAUCGUUUGAAAAACCAUGAAUGUGCUCUUGCUCGCACACUAGUAUCCGGAUAUCAGAUCCGUCGCAGACUACUUUUGACUGGCACUCCAAUCCAAAACAGCCUACAAGAGCUGUGGUCUUUGCUUAACUUUAUUCUGCCCAAUAUUUUUAAUUCUUCCCAGAAUUUUGAGGAAUGGUUUAAUGCACCAUUUGCAUGUGAUGUCAGUCUUAAUGAUGAGGAGCAGCUACUAAUCAUACAUCGCUUGCAUCAAGUUUUGCGCCCAUUUUUGCUGAGGAGGAAGAAAGAUGAAGUGGAAAAAUAUCUCCCUGUGAAAACACAAGUAAUACUCAAGUGUGACUUGUCUGCUUGGCAAAAAGCAUACUACGAACAAGUCACAAGCAGAGAAAGGGUUUCGCUAGGAUCUGGGCUCAAAUCAAAGGCUCUGCAAAAUCUGUCAAUGCAGCUUAGGAAGUGUUGCAACCAUCCCUACCUAUUUGUAGAGCAUUAUAACAUGUAUCAGCGGGAGGAAAUUGUUAGAGCAUCAGGGAAGUUUGAAUUGCUUGAUCGGCUACUUCCGAAACUGCAAAGAGCUGGUCACAGGGUUCUACUUUUCUCUCAGAUGACAAAACUGCUUGACAUUUUGGAAGUAUAUUUGCAAAUGUACAAUUUCAAGUACAUGAGGCUUGAUGGAUCCACAAAGACUGAAGAACGAGGGAGGUUAUUGGCAGAUUUUAAUAAGAAGGAUUCAGAAUAUUUCUUGUUUCUCCUCAGCACACGAGCUGGAGGCCUUGGAUUGAACUUGCAGACUGCAGACACUGUUAUUAUUUUUGAUAGUGACUGGAAUCCUCAAAUGGACCAGCAAGCUGAAGACCGUGCCCAUCGUAUAGGACAGAAGAAUGAAGUGCGUGUAUUUGUUCUCGUUAGUGUUGGUUCAAUUGAAGAAGAGAUCUUGGACCGCGCAAAACAGAAGAUGGGUAUUGAUGCAAAAGUUAUCCAGGCUGGGUUGUUCAACACAACUUCCACAGGUGAGUUGGAAUGCUCUAGUUCCUACAUAUUUCAUUUUCUCGUAAUUUUAUUGGAACCCAUGAAUAUUUUCAUGUUGAUUCCCACUACAGCACAGGACAGGCGAGCAAUGCUGCAGGAGAUCCUCAGGAGAGGAACAAGCUCACUGGGAACUGAUAUUCCCAGUGAGCGUGAGAUAAAUCGUUUGGCUGCUCGAAAUGACGGUGAAUUCUGGUUGUUUGAGAAGAUGGAUGAAGAAAGGAGGCAAAGAGAAAACUACAAAUCUAGGCUUAUGGAUGGAAAUGAGGUUCCAGACUGGGUGUUUGCCAACAAUAACGAAACCUUAACCAAGAAGACCGUGGCAGAGGAAUUCCAGAAUAUUAUGGUUGGUACAAAGAGACGGAGGAAGGAGGUUGUCUAUUCAGACUCUUUUGGUGAUCAGUGGAUGAAAUCCGAGGAUGGAUUUGAAGACAUUCCAAAGAUGACUCCAAGAGCAAAGAGGACUGCUUAUUCAUCGGACAUACAGGGAGAUUAUUUUAGUGAAAGGAGGAAAAGGCCCAGAUCACUAGAAAACAGUGCAGACGGUGCAAACAACCCAAUGUGGACACCUGAGAAAGGAAGGGCUGGAGUUUCAUCCUACAGCAAGGACGAGAAUGAAGACGAUGGUGAUGAAGUCAUUACCAGCGGUUUACAGGGAAGUAGUUUCACAUGGAAGACCCUUGGAAGGAAAAGGUCAAACCACUUCAAUUCGUCGUCAGACUCAAAAGGGCGCCCGUCAUUCUAAUGUCAGAAGAUGUUGCAUUGAUGCAUUUGUUCGGAGCCAUCCUUUGAGAAUGGAGUACCCCUAGACAAACUAUCAGGGACACAUUUUAGAAGUACCUUCAAGCUUAUGGACCUUAGUAUUAGUAGUGUAUCGUAUGGACUUGUUGGCAUGAAGUUGUAACUCCAUAACUUAAAUUUCGUGAUACAUUUUCUGAUAUGAAGUAGAAGCAUGGCCCGGGGAUUGCGACUAUUGGUAAAUAAUGGGUGGUUGUUGUUCCUUCCAUUCUGCUAACAUGGCACGGAGAAUGCCCAUCCAGGUCUUGUGUA